This is a messenger RNA of Lindgomyces ingoldianus, 2432 nucleotides long. RefSeq lists its product as uncharacterized. Lineage: Eukaryota; Fungi; Ascomycota; Dothideomycetes; Pleosporales; Lindgomycetaceae. Bases 190 to 2214 code for a protein of 674 amino acids. The transcript is spliced from 2 exons. Gene Ontology annotation, molecular function: protein binding. The record is from RefSeq and is a predicted model, not a curated record.
UGUAUCUUGCUGGUCCUCGAUUCUUCACUGUCGCAUUGCAACAACAACUCCUCCCUAGGCCGCUUUCACCAGGACAUCCCGCUACACCCUAUCUCAAUACUACUUGUUUACCCUCAGCUUUCACACUCACGUCCGCCGCGCGCCGUCACCAAACGGCCAUAAGCCCUGUGCUCGCCCAGCUCCUUCACCAUGGCGUCUGUGUCGUCGCUGGACCAGGACAUGAGGAAAUUGCGCAUGUCGCGGUAUACUCCACAGGCAGCGAAUGAAGCGCGGAGCUGGAUAGAGGACAUGCUGGGAGAGCGGUUGCCGCCCGGUGAUCUGCUCGAUGCUUUGAAAGAUGGGACCGUGUUAUGCAGACUCAUAAAUCUUGCUGUACCGAACCCAGGCGUCAAGUUUAAGAAGUCGCCUAUGCCUUUUAUUCAAAUGGAAAACAUCUCGCACUUCCUCCGCGCCUGCGAAGCGCCGCCGCUGAACAUGCCUUCGCACGACCGAUUUCUCACCGUCGACCUGUACGAAUCUAAAGAUCCCGCGCAGGUCCUCCAGUGCCUGAGCGCUUUUAGUCGAGUCGCCAACUCCGUUAACCCUUCCCAAUUCCCUCGGACAAUCGGACCCAAGCGAGGCGGGAACCCAAUGAGCCCAACCACCACAGGAGCAGGGGCCUAUUCAAAUGGCGGCGCCCUCACAUCUCCUGGUUUCGGGCGCAACAGGGGUCCCAGCACGAACAGUAACACUAGCGGCUCAACUACUUUCAAUCCCCUUUCACGACCCCCUGCCGAGAGGGCGCUCAGUCCUGCGCUCACUGGAGGGUCAAACUCUUCGAGGACUUCUAAUGGUAUUCCCAAGUCGCCUCCGGGUGGCGUAAGUAGUUGGAGUAACAAGGCUGACCAAGGCGUCACAGCGCCCGCAUGGAACAUUCAUCAGUAUGGAUACAUGGGCGGCGCUAGCCAAGGCAACCAAGGCAUUUCAUUCGGCGGUCGACGACAGAUUACCAGUGCGGGUCCUCACGUGCCUAAUCUGGCUGAGAAGGAGAGAAAGCGGAGGGAAAGGGAGGCCGAGGAAGAGCGUCUGCGUGUGCUUGCAGAAGAGGCUGAGCAUAAACGUCGCAUCGAUCGAGAGGCUGAGGAAGAACGGGCACGUCUUGAGGAAGAACGAAGAUGGGAGGAGGAGAGCCGCAAGCAGCGUGAAGCAGAGCAACGGCGAUUAGAGAAGCAGAAGCGAGAAUGGGAAGAGCAGGAGAGGCAAUGGAAGCUGGAGGAGGAGCAGAGGCAGAGGGAAGAGAGAGAGGCUCAAGAGAGAAUCGAUAAGGAGACUCGCCGGAAGCGGGCCGGAAGCGACGCCAGGCUGAGAGGGCAAAUGCUCAGUCAAUACCAAGCUGAGCAACCUACCAAGCCGCGAAGCCGCCGGAACAGCCAGGUUGACCCCGAAUAUAAUGCUGAGCGUGAGCGGGUUCGGGAAUUGGAGCGCCAGCUCGAAGAGGCCAAAGAGCGUGAGCGGCAGUACCAGCUUGAGCGCGAAGACCGACUUCGGGACGAUGAGCGUCGCAAAAUGCGCUCGAGGUCAAAGAGUCGUACCCGAGACCGCUCUCGAAGCCGUCCUCGACCUCCACCCCGCUCUCCUUCCCCACAGGACAGCUCGGCGUCCUGGGCUGGCGCCGAUGAGCGCGAAUAUCUCCGUCAGCAAUGGCACGAUAGCAGGAAACAACCCGCACGCCCUUUGCCGGAACCGACCGCCGUACAACCGCCAUCUUUGCCCACGCGCCCGCUCCCUGAGCCCUCCGCACGACCCCUCCCAGAUCCUGCGAACUAUGCAAAGACCAACCGCACUGACCGCUUCCUUGCUUCAAACCCUGCACCGGUGGCCUCCAAACCAACAAGCUAUAUUCCACCAGAACUUACAUCAACGUCAGAGCGUGCUGCGGAGGACGCUCGUCGCGCAGCAUCACAAACCAAGACGAAGCAAGGCGGGUGGGCUGGAAAGUCUCUACUUGAGCGGGAAAUGGAGCGUGAACGAGACCGUCAACGUGAAUGGGAGGAGGCGCAACGAGCUCUUCAGAGUGCACCGAAGGACCCGAAUGCAGGAACGAGAGAGGGACAGAGCUGGGACGUCAACCAGUAUGGCUAUAUGGGUGGGGAUAACCAGAACAAGGUGGGCACAGGGAUUGGUUUUGGGGGCAAGAGACAGAUUCUCGGGCCUAGACCUUUUGGACCGAGAUGAUUAUCUUCAUGAGCGCAAUGAGAUAUUUGGGGCUCGGAAUGAUUGAGUAAAAGCGAUGAUCAAAUAAGCGUUCCGAGCACUAUUUUUGGUUGAGCAUUUUUGGAGUUCUGGAGCUCAUUUGGACAGGUGGUUUUAUAGAUACCGCUUGAAGAUGCCGUUGAGUCUCUCUUUUGAGACGUGAGGGUUCUCGCUGCAGAUAGUUAUUCUGCUUAUUAUAG